AUGAGCUCGCUAUUUCGCACGGGUUUCCUGGAUCUCCCCGACGAGGUCAUCGAAUCUACAUUGAUUUAUCUUCGAGAUGAUCACACACUACGUGAUUUUGUCAUGGUGGCCACGGUUUGUCAUCGACUACACGAUAUGGUGACUCCCAUGAUUUAUCACACGGUCUGGCUUUUCAAUUCAGUCGCUGGAGAGAGAUUCGCAAAAACCAUCGCCAACCACCCAGCUCUGAUUCCUCAUGUUCGCGAACUCCAAAUUCACAAUCAUGGCAACUAUGGCUACGACGACACUAACAAGCCGCCAUUUCCCUGUCCCGAAGACCUUGAACAUGUCAUUGCUCAGCUAUUCAACCUCCAAUCCUUGGCUAUGAGAAGUGAUUGGUUUCAAAAUGCCGCCGAUCGUCGCCGAGCGCUGCCCUGCGACCUCCAAAGGGUGAUAAACAAAUGGCAGAAUGCGACUCUGUCCUGGCAAUUAGGGGUACCAGCAAAACCACAGGUCCUCCCUAAUCUCAAAACAUGCAAUAUAGGUUUUGACUUCAUCCCUGAGAAGGGAUAUACUUUCUCCACCAUGGAGCCUAUAUUUCACCACUCUGGGCUGGAAAGCCUUUCUAUCACAAACAUCUGCUUCGAGCAAGUCGGGAACAACAGGUGCCCUUCUCCGCUUCUAACUCGAUCUACAAAUUUGAAGGAACUCGUCCUACUGAAUUGCGACGUAAACCCUGAAGGGCUUCGCCAAAUUCUUUCCCUCCCGCAUGCCUUGAGAAGAUUUACCAUGAAAGGCGAAAUACAAUUCUCAGAAUAUGGCCACGAACACACCGCAAAUCGACAGGAUUACAUGGAUGCAUUACGGACACACGCGGAUUCUUUGGAAUUUCUCGACGUAGAUUUGUACUACACUUCGGGCCCGGGCGUGGAUCUGCGUGGAUUCUCUGUCUUGAGAGAACUCACUCUCAGCACGAAUGAGCUAACGGGCGACUAUCACAAACGAAGUGGAGAGGUUGGGGCAGUUCUCCCUCCUAGUCUACGACGGCUUGUAUUGCGUGACGAAUUUGGGACUUUCCCGUUGGCGGCUAUUCUGGUCAAGGUGGCCCACGGACAACUUCCAGUUCUUAAUACUGUGGCUUGUCAUACCUCCCCUGAUUCCCUGGAGGAUGAACAGUAUAUGGAAGAAGAUGAAGAAGACGAAGACGAAGAUGAUGUCAUUUACAGCCCUGAUUUCUCGCUUAGCAAGAAACGGGAGAAGAACAUGGAAUUGUACGCCGAUGCAUUCAAAAAUCGAGAGAUAGGGUUCUCGAUUGAUGAUAAACCAGACCCUCUGUGGGCGAAAAAUAAUUGUCCGUGUGGGUGCUGGGACUAUAGGUAUCGCAUGAAAUGA
Molecule: messenger RNA, 1371 nt
Organism: Penicillium alfredii
Lineage: Eukaryota; Fungi; Ascomycota; Eurotiomycetes; Eurotiales; Aspergillaceae
Exons: 2
Coding region: 1-1371 (456 amino acids)
Source: RefSeq, a predicted model, not a curated record